This is a messenger RNA of Rhizophagus irregularis DAOM 181602=DAOM 197198, 1101 nucleotides long. The record is from RefSeq and is a predicted model, not a curated record. Lineage: Eukaryota; Fungi; Glomeromycota; Glomeromycetes; Glomerales; Glomeraceae.
AUGCAGCAGCAAAUUAUUUCCUCAAGUUGCAAAGCAACUCCUACCAAAUACAUGCAUAACUCCUUUUCACAUCUUUUACAACACACAUUAUCCUUCAAGUUAAUUUCUUUAAUCUCUUUAAUCUUUUUAUCAGCAUUAAUCGAAGCUGCUCCAGUACCUAAUACUCUUGGUCCCAUUACAUCAAUCCCUAAUUUACAGAGCUUUGCUAAUUACGCUGCUGCUGCUUAUAUUAAGGCUCCUCUUCAAAAUUGGGACUGUGGAGAAAUCUGUCAGAAAACUAAGGGUACCCAAUUGGUUAAAGAAUUUAGUAACGAUGUGCUUAACACAAGAGGUUACAUAGCCACGGAGCCAGAAAAACAAUUAAUCAUCGUAGCAUAUAGAGGAACGGAACCAGGAAGUAUUAAAAAUUACAUUUCUGACUUUGUCAUUUAUCACGAUACUUGGAAACCUGCACCUGGUACCUUGGUACACCAUGGAUUUCUUAAUGCUUGGGAACAAAUUCAACCCCAAGUUACCGAUGAUCUUUUAAAAUUAAUCCAAGAAAAGCCCGAUUUCAGGAUCGGAUUUAUGGGUCACAGUUUAGGUGGUGCACUUGCUACAUUUUCGGCAUUAGAUCUUAUAAAUAAAGCGCCAGAAUUAGCUAAAAAUGAAAAAUUGUUUCUUUCUACAUUUGGUCAACCAAGAAUGGGUGAUGAAAAAUUUGCUGAAUUUGUUGAUGAGAACCUAAGAGCAAUAAGAACUGUAGUUCAUGGUGAUCCAAUUCCUCGUUUGCCUCCACCAUGGCCAAUUCCAUUUAUUGGGUCCUAUAAACAUUUUGGUAAAGAAUUAUAUAUAAAUAAUCCUGAUCAAGAUCCAGAUGCCUUUCAGGAAUGUGUGGCUGAAGAUCCAAAUUGUUCUGAAUCGGUGCCUUUUGAUUCCAAUGAAGGUGACAAAAAUUACGAUUACUCAGCUGAUCCUUAUUUCAAUUAUGACCCAAAUUACAAUUAUGGGGGAGCUAUGGGAGUUAACGAUGUUGGUGGUGCUAAGGGAGUUAACGGUACUAAGGAAGUUAAAGGUACUAAGGGAGUUAACGGAGUUGACAGAGCUAAAGGUUAUAGAUAG